GCCAGAAUUCUCGUGACUCCCCAGUCAGGUGAUCGAUCGGGCUUGAGUGAGGACGAGAUCGCGGUCGACCUUCUCAUAUCCUCCUGAUUUUACGCCUCAGAGGUCAGAUCCAACCAUGGGCUACGUUAAAGGCUACCUUCAGUAUGGGCUGUACCUGUACCUUCUGCUCCUGCUGGCCAUUGGUAUUGGCUAUACCAUCACUGGCCAGGGAGAGAGGAUUGACUUCGGCUGGUUCCUCUCGAGCGUGUCUGCGUACUUCUGGGGGGCCAUCGGCAUCGGUCUGACCGUCUCUCUGAGCGUCGUCGGAGCUGCCAUGGGCAUCCACACUACUGGCGUGAGCAUCGUCGGCGGUGGUGUCCGUGCCCCUCGCAUCAAGACCAAGAAUCUGAUCUCAGUCAUCUUCUGCGAGGCUGUUGCCAUCUACGGGCUCAUCAUUGCCAUCAUCCUGGCUGGUAUUUUGGAGGAGUACUCUGAGACAAAGGCUAAAGCUAAUGAGGACAUCUUCGAACAAAACCUUGUCUCUGGUUACCUGAUGUUUGCCGCUGGUCUGACCGUGGGACUCACCAACUUGUUCUGCGGUCUUGCUGUUGGAAUUGUCGGUUCUGCCGCCGCCCUUGCCGAUGCUGCUGAUGCUUCCCUCUUCGUGCGUAUCCUUAUCGUGGAAAUCUUCGGAAGUGCUAUCGGUCUCUUUGGGCUGAUCGUGGGCAUUCUGCAGACUUCCAAGGCCAAGAUGGGAGACAAAGUGUAAACAAGCAUGCAGAACAAUAAAACAAAAGCAGAAAAAAACAUUCCAAGUAUGCCAAGUUUUGUUUGCAGACCAGUGACUUACCAAGAGGGAGUCGGACCAGAAUUAUUAGAGCACAAAGAGAGAAGGAAAAAAAAAGCCUUUUGUUUUAUCAGAAGCCUCCCCUCAGUCGGACUUCUUCUCAAACUCCUUUUUUAAAACCACUAGGUACUAACAUUAAGAAGUAGUGAGGGUACAGGUUGUCAAUUAUCAAUUAUUCUUCCUUUCUACCUAUUCUUUCUCCAGCUGUUGUUCACUUCUAGGAAGAUACUUAUGAGUUUCAUGACUUAAAAUGACUCAUCGAAGGUCUUCUCCCAGCUUGCAGUAGUGGACAGCUGGAUUUUCCUCUAUCAGUAGUUUUAUUCUUCUAUCUUUCCUCCUCUUCUUUUCUUUUCUUUUCCUUGUUUUCAGAGAGAAAACACUCUUAUUCUCUUAUUCUUCCUCCUCUUCUUUUCUUUUCUUCUCCUUGUUUUUCAGAGAGAAUUUCGCAAUUCGUAAUUCAUUCUGGUUGCCUUCACCUCCCGUUGAUUUUCUCUCUCUAUCCUAAUAUACAUUUUCUAGCCACUUACUCUGCAGAGCAUGCAUUGAAUUAUAUAUCACUUGUCUGUUGUUUCCCUAAAGAAUGCUUUCCAUGCUCUUCUCAGUGUAUUUAUUUACAUAGUUUGUAAAUAUGUUAUCAAGGGGUAAUACAGUCUUGUCAGAUUCUUGUAGAUUGUAUGGCAGUUUAGAUUACUAUUUCUGAGCUGUAAUGUUCUGUGUAUCAAAGGUGAAAUUGAAUAGAUAAUGUAUUGAUGUAAGAUUGUGUGUAUAUAUAUAUAUGAUUGUAUUUCCGUUAUGUUCUGAAUCCCUGACGUUGUGGGUAAAAGAUAUUGUGAAUAAAGAAGGAUUAUUGGUU
Molecule: messenger RNA, 1679 nt
Organism: Penaeus indicus
Lineage: Eukaryota; Metazoa; Arthropoda; Malacostraca; Decapoda; Penaeidae
Product: V-type proton ATPase 21 kDa proteolipid subunit c''-like
Exons: 7
Coding region: 116-748 (210 amino acids)
Biological process (GO): proton transmembrane transport
Cellular component (GO): membrane; proton-transporting V-type ATPase, V0 domain
Molecular function (GO): proton-transporting ATPase activity, rotational mechanism
Source: RefSeq, a predicted model, not a curated record